Molecule: messenger RNA, 987 nt
Organism: Theobroma cacao (cacao)
Lineage: Eukaryota; Viridiplantae; Streptophyta; Magnoliopsida; Malvales; Malvaceae
Product: PLAC8 family protein
Source: RefSeq, a predicted model, not a curated record
UAUGGAAUUUAGAUUCAUAUCUCUUUUGGUUAUCCAAAAAGAAUCCUGAAAUUCUUUCUGAUUUCUCUCAUCUAUCCCAACCACAAAUCCCUUUAAAUUUGUACAACAAAGUGUAAUGAAAGAGACUUUCCUCAAGAGGGUAUAACUAUAAGGAGUUCCAAACAUCAUUUGAAUGCGAAAACAGUCAGUCAUAAUUGGAGGAUUGGAACAAGGGAGGUGAAACAUCUCAAACCGUGGUUUUCAGGGCCAAGGACAAAGUAAAAGAAGUUGAAGAAAGCUAGCUGCAAUGUUUCUACCUAAAACUGAAACUGCAAUUCCGGUGUUCGUUCCGGACCCUGAAGCUUCAUAUCAAGCAUACAUGAUGAAGCAGUUGCCAGAAGGACUGUGGACAACCAGUAUUUGCGAGUGUUACGAGGAUCUUUCUAAUUGUUUCUUUACCUGCUUGUGUCCAUGCAUCACCAUGGGACAAAACUCCGAGAUCGUCAACAGAGGAGAAAUAUCUUGCACAUGGGCAAGCCUCCUUCACGUUGCUACGGGGGUUGUGCUGUUUGGGUGGAUAUUUGGUUCGACAAACCGUACAAGCUUGAGGCAACACUUCUCAUUGCCAGAGUCACCAUUGCCGGAUUGGUCCACUCACCUUCUGUACAUGCGGUGCGCUCUUUGUCAAGAGCACAGAGAACUCCGAACCCGCGGAGCUGAUCCAAGCUUAGGUUGGGAGGGGAAUGUGACCAAGUGGAAAGAGGAAGCAAUGACUCCCCCCAUUGUUGUACAUCGCAUGGCAACCUAGCGGAACAGGCUGUGUUUGUAUAGAACUCGGAAAUGACAUUUUCUUUCUGUGCUAUGUGUGUGUGUGUGUGUGAAAUUCUCAUCUUCUUCAUCUUCUGGUUCUGUAAAUCCCACCCCAAAUUCUUCCUUCCAUAAAUUACAAAGCCCUUUACAUGCCAAAGACAUCUGUUUUUAGAGAAAAAGUAUGGCAAUGAAGUUGUU